Molecule: messenger RNA, 957 nt
Organism: Nerophis lumbriciformis (worm pipefish)
Lineage: Eukaryota; Metazoa; Chordata; Actinopteri; Syngnathiformes; Syngnathidae
Source: RefSeq, a predicted model, not a curated record
AUGGUUACGCUAUUGGGCAUCGUGGCGGUCAUCGUCGCCUUCUAUGUGCUUGUGUAUUAUGGUAUAUUCCGUGGGACUAGGUGCUCCAGUCCAGUGAAGCUGAUGGGGAAGACGGCCAUCGUGACAGGAAGCAACACCGGUAUUGGUAAGGCCACGGCUCUGGAAUUGGCCAAAAGAGGAGCCAGGGUCAUUCUCGCAUGCCGCAACAAGACGAAAGCUGAAGCUGCUGUCUUUGAAAUACGCAGAGAGAGUGGCAACAAUCAGGUUCUGUUCAUGCAGUUGGAUCUGGCAAGUUUUAAGUCUGUACGCAGUUUUGCUGGAACCAUCUUAAAAACCGAGCCCAGACUGGACAUUCUCAUCAACAAUGCAGGUAUGGGUGGCCCUGGAUACACGGAAGAUGGUUUUGGAAUGGCGUUUGGCGUCAAUCACUUGGGUCCCUUCUUGCUUACCAAUCUUCUCCUCAAGAAAAUGCAACAGUGUGGGCCGAGUCGCAUCGUAAAUGUGUCAGCUCUUCUCCACCGUCUUGGCGACAUUGAUUUUGCUGUCCUGGCCUCCAACAAAGAUUUGGUGACAGGCCAGGGGUUGUGGCACAACUUUAAGGCCUACUGCAACAGCAAGCUGUGUAAUGUGCUUUUUACCAGAGAACUUGCUAACAAGUUGGAGUGCUCAAGAGUGACCUGUUACAGCCUUCACCCAGGGAUUAUCUACACUGAAUUAUGCCGCAAUUUGAGCCCGUGGCAGCAAUUUCUGAUGAUGCCCUUUGCCAAGCUUUUCUUCCUCGACACUGAAGGAGGCUCUCAGACCACCCUUUACUGUGCCUUGCAAGAGGGCAUUGAGACUCUCAGUGGGCGCUUUUUUUCCAACUGUGCCCUGCAACAGAUGGGUUAUAAAGGGCAAGAUGAUGCCCUAGCAAAAAAAUUGUGGGAGGUGAGUGAGAGAUUGACCGGUUUAUCAUGA